GAUAAGCUAGAGAGGGCUGCGAGUUGAAUCGUCCACGUUGAAAGGAAAGAAGGAAGAUAAGGCAGCAAUAAGUGGGCGGAGGUUCAGCCAAGGCUAUAAAGGCAGGGUGCCGACGCCAUAUCGAGACAGAAUAGAGAGACUGCAAGAAGAGAGAAGACUCCGUCUUUGUCUUGCAGCUGCUUUUUUGCUUCCGCUCUGCAAAGAGAAAUUUCUUGGACGUCCAGUCUUGCAGCGCAACCAGUCUCCGAGAUGAACGCAGCAGCAGGUGAAGGCACCAAGGCCGCUCCCCCCAAGUUCAAGCAGAAGGAGACCAGGCAGUUCAAGAGCAAGGCUCCCAAAGCUGGACAGAAGGGGUUCGACAACGACGUCCCGGGGAUGGAGGGUCUUGGAGACUCUGCAGUGGUCUGCCCCUGGGAGGCGUUUGGUGACAUGGAGCUGAGCGACCUGGCCCAGUUCGGCAUCGUCUAGACGUGUUGGACGAGGGCUCCCACCCUGGCUCUGGACAGAUGUGACCGAUUCACAGUAUCUCUGUGGUUUAAUGAGCGCCGACUGUGAGGAGCGUGCUUGAAGCUGGAGAAAUGAUUCCACCGAGUGUUGGUGCAACAGUCACUGUGAGACAGAUCUCUGCAGGUUCAGGGUUCUACUGAGCCUUUUCUUGUAACCAGCCAUAACUAAACACAGUAGAGAAAUAUUCUUCUAUUGCAUCUAUUUUUGUAGGAGCUUUUUUGAAAAUAUCUAUAUUAUUUUUGCUAUAAACAUAAAUGUGAAAUCAUAAAUGAGAAACUACCUCUUACUUAGCAACUGUCCUGGUUGUUGUUUGACUUUAAUCCCUAAAUUAAAUAUUCUCCCUCCAUCCAACCCCCAUAUUUAUUUUCUGUAGUUCAUCUGUAAUUCUGCACACAGCCAGAGUGUGUCAGUAAAGGUACACAUGCUUAUUUGCGUGAAGGUUAUUUUCCUCAGUCCAUUAUGUUUUGUGUGGUUUUUCCAGCUGCCGUCAAGUUACGGGAUAUUUAUCCCCCAACUUUUUUACCACAGCUCAACAGGUAAAUCAGCCGGGACGAUAUCAUUGGCGUUAACUGGUUAUUGGUAUCGAUAUUGCAGCUUUUCACAAAUGUAUCAGUAUCGGCAUUUACGUCGGCCCUUGAGUGACAAACAAUUGCGAUACAGAAAUGCCAAAGACGUAACUGUAAUAUAAUGUACUUUACACUGCUCUGUACUAUCUCGCUCAUGAUUCUUUAAUA
Molecule: messenger RNA, 1241 nt
Organism: Xiphias gladius (swordfish)
Lineage: Eukaryota; Metazoa; Chordata; Actinopteri; Istiophoriformes; Xiphiidae
Product: retinal cone rhodopsin-sensitive cGMP 3',5'-cyclic phosphodiesterase subunit gamma-like
Exons: 5
Coding region: 250-468 (72 amino acids)
Biological process (GO): visual perception; positive regulation of epidermal growth factor receptor signaling pathway; positive regulation of G protein-coupled receptor signaling pathway
Cellular component (GO): photoreceptor outer segment membrane
Molecular function (GO): cGMP binding; 3',5'-cyclic-nucleotide phosphodiesterase activity
Source: RefSeq, a predicted model, not a curated record